AACGCGAGCUCGCGGCUCCUCGGCCCUGGCUCAGCGAUGGUGUGUUAUUUGCGCCUGCGCAGAGGAGCACGUGUCCCGGAAGCACUCCCUGUCCCACAGCGGCUCCCAGACUCAGCCUGGUGGGAACGGGCCCGGCACGCUGCGUUACCGGCCGGUUUCCUGCGCCGCUGCCGCCUUCCCCCCGCCAUGUCCCGAGGCUCCAGCGCCGGCUUCGACCGCCACAUCACUAUCUUCUCCCCCGAGGGCCGCCUCUACCAAGUAGAAUAUGCUUUUAAGGCUAUUAACCAGGGUGGCCUUACAUCAGUAGCUGUUCGUGGGAAAGAUUGUGCAGUAAUUGUAACACAGAAGAAAGUACCUGACAAGUUAUUGGAUUCCAGCACAGUGACUCAUUUAUUCAGAAUUACUGAAACUAUUGGAUGUGUAAUGACAGGAAUGACAGCUGACAGCAGGUCUCAGGUUCAAAGAGCCCGCUACGAGGCUGCUAACUGGAAAUACAAGUACGGCUAUGAGAUCCCAGUGGAUAUGCUGUGUAAACGGAUUGCAGAUAUUUCUCAGGUCUACACACAAAAUGCUGAAAUGAGGCCUCUUGGUUGCUGCAUGAUACUGAUUGGUAUUGAUGAAGAACAUGGCCCUCAGGUAUACAAGUGUGAUCCUGCAGGUUACUAUUGUGGGUUCAAGGCCACAGCUGCAGGAGUCAAACAAACAGAGUCAACCAGCUUUCUUGAAAAGAAAGUAAAGAAGAAAUAUGACUGGACGUUUGAACAGACAGUAGAGCUUUCAGUGCUCCUGGCCUGUUACUGCAGAGUCAUCAUUGCCAUUUUAAGUGUGGUGGUUGCUCAGGACCCUGCAUUGUGGAAGCCAGGAAAUCCUGUCACAUCAGUUUGUAGUUGUCAUAUUGGAUUUGCUGUCUGAGGAGCAAGUCACUGAAGAUGGUUUUGAAGGUUUUUAAACCAACCUGCAUGCUAGAAAGCACUUUAAAAUAGGAAGUUACUAUAUUCUAGGUAGUUAUGUAGCACCAGUGCUGACAGUUGGUGUUGUAGUGGUGCAGAUGCUUUUUGCAGCAGCAACAUUAGAAUCAUCUUGGUCAAGGAUGCAUCUCUAAUGGAGAUGUAUAUCCAUAGGGCUACUGGUAGAAGCCUUGAUAGGAAGAUACUGACUUCCUGAUCCUCCAAAUUUGGCCUGUUAGAGGGGCAAGGUACUAAAAGUGUAGUUGUGCCAGAGAUUAUAGUGCUAUUUUUCAGUGAGGGAAGUGGUGAGUUUACUACGCAUUUUAGGGCAGAUUUUAAAAUUACUGUCUGUAAGUCAGUUGGGGGUUUGGGUGUGCUUGCAUGUGGGGGUUCCAGUUGUAUUUUUCUUUCCUCUGAAACUGACCACAAAACAAAUAGCUCCUAAAAAUAAGUUACGGAAACUAGUAUGUCCCCACUGAGCAUCAGUCCCACUGCACUCGAUUUCUUGUACAUGGAUACUAUUUAUCCUGCUUUUCCACUGAAGGAAAGAUGAAGGGCCAGGAAAACACCAUGAUCCUAGCACUAGCACUGCAGAGUGUGGCUGGGUAUAGCAAUGCACUGUCUGACUCCUGUGAUACUCCAUUCAGCAAUUGUAUUCCUAUUAUUGCAUAUGUGUACAUGUAGUAAGUAUAAUGCUAGCUAUUAUGGAAAUUAUCAUUCAAGACACAGCCUUAAUAUGUAAACUACUUAUAAAAUAAGCUAACACUAUCUUGUGUUAAUUUUCCUUACUGUUUCAGCUAAACGUAAGAGAUUUGAGUUUAAACAAUCCUCUUCAUGGCCCAUCUAUUUCUCCUGUAUGAUCUUGUUCUUAAGUCAUAAUGCUGAUCUUGUGAUACACCAAACACUGCAGUCACAAACUAUAAUAACCUUAAAAUAAAAUCUUCCACUGCAGGAUUCAACAGGAGAUGGCUUAUUUAAAUACCAGAUGCAUGUUUAGAAAUG
Messenger RNA from Dermochelys coriacea (leatherback sea turtle), 1949 nucleotides. RefSeq names its product proteasome 20S subunit alpha 6 (gene PSMA6). The transcript is spliced from 6 exons. Gene Ontology annotation, cellular component: cytosol; proteasome core complex; nucleus. Bases 37 to 912 code for a protein of 291 amino acids. Gene Ontology annotation, biological process: ubiquitin-dependent protein catabolic process. The record is from RefSeq and is a predicted model, not a curated record. Lineage: Eukaryota; Metazoa; Chordata; Testudines; Dermochelyidae.